GCCUCAUCGCCAUUCACCCUCAAUGCGCGAACCCUUGGCGCACUAGCCGCUUGCAGAAGGUAUCCACGUGCGAGACGUCGACAUCUGAGAGGACAGAUGCAUACUUCGAUCUAUAACGAACACCUUGCAUGACAUUGGCAUUCUGAUCUCCGCUUUCGCAUUUGUAGCUUUGCCUUGUAGCAUUGCGCAACUUGGAGCCGACGGGAUGGCGCCCAAGACAUUAGAACAAGUCCUCGAACUCCGACAAAUAGAUCAAGAUGUAUUCGAAACCCAGCAAUACCCCAUCUGGUCCUGGCCAGGCAGCAAAGUCUUCCCCGGCGGAACGCUCAUGGCCCAAGCAUCCGCCGCGGCCUUCGAAACCGUCUCCUCCGACUUUGCAAUAGACACUGUGCAAGCUUACUUUCUGGCUGGCACGAAUCCGGACAUUCCGGUAGUGCAUCGAGUAAAGCGACUAAGCGACGGCGGUCGCUUCGUCACGAGAGUCAUCACCGCCGAGCAGAAGGGGGGAGUGAUGGGGCACAUAACAUGCAGUUUUGUGCGGUACGCUGCCUUGGAUGGACGGUCUAUGGUACACUCUGUGCAGCGGCAAGGGAAGCAGACGAUCGACUCGAUCACACUGGACGAUCUAGAAAUUGGACGCAACGAAUAUGGACCGUAUAUGAAGUUUCAACGCCUCCCGUUAGAAGGCGUUGGAGCUUCGCCAACAGUCGGCCGAACUAGCCCUGCUUCGACUCUGUACACCUCUGUAGCGGCAAUAUCGCCCGAAAUCACCACCUCCUCAUCCCGCCUCCACGCCCUUGGAAUCAUCGCUCUCUCAGACUACCACAUCCUCGAUGCCGCCCCAACGCUACACAACCACUCCUUCGGCCUCCCCCGGAUCAACGACAGCGCACGAAAGCCAACAGACCAGGACUUCAAAAUGUACACUUCGCUGAACCACACUGUGCAUUUUCGGCGGCACGAUGGAUUUCGUGCGGACGACCAGUGUUAUAUUGAGGUUACUUCGCCGUGGGCGGAUAGGCGACGGGCGGAGAUGCAGAGCCGGAUUUUUGAUCGUAGGGGAGAGUUGAUUGCGAGUUGUGUGCAGGAGGCGUAUUAUGUUUUGAAGGAGGGGGAGGCGAAGACGAAAUUAUAG
Neohortaea acidophila is the source of this 1135-nucleotide messenger RNA. Its product is annotated as thioesterase-like superfamily-domain-containing protein. The record is from RefSeq and is a predicted model, not a curated record. NCBI's taxonomy places the organism in Eukaryota, Fungi, Ascomycota, Dothideomycetes, Mycosphaerellales, Teratosphaeriaceae. The transcript has 2 exons. Gene Ontology annotation, molecular function: fatty acyl-CoA hydrolase activity. The coding region runs from base 206 to 1135 and encodes 309 amino acids. Gene Ontology annotation, cellular component: peroxisomal matrix. Gene Ontology annotation, biological process: fatty acid catabolic process; acyl-CoA metabolic process.